AUGGCACAAACCUCAGAAUUCUCACCUGCAGAGCUCAUAGAAAAUGACGGAAAAGCCUUUGCAUGGGUUUCAAAUUGCUUGAAAGAAGUAAUUUCUGCGAGAAACCUGCACGCCGUUGAACGGAUAAAUGAGCUAAGAGAGCUCUUCAAGGUUCUUCUGGAGGUUAGACAGGUAAAUCUCAAUUUUUCACAAGCUGUGAACGAUGAAAUGGCAUCUUUGACGUGUGUUUGUCUCGAUGAAUUGAGAACGAAGGACCCCAACCAGGUGUGGGAAGUGGGGAACGUUUUGGCGAGUAUAAUAUGUGAAGAAGAUUUAAAUCUUGAAUCUUCGAAGAAAAACCGCAUCAAGAAAAGAUACUCAUAUUCAGAUGCAAAGCAGUUGGCUAUUACCAUACUGAUCCGGCUUUUCAGUACCUUUCACGAGGCACUGAGUUCACUUGUGCCAGUUUUACUCAGCUCAUUGAUCAAGAACUUGAUCAGAAACCUACAGAAAGACAAAUAUAUUCAUGCGAAUUACUCAACGUCUAUUUCUCAAUUGAUUUGGGUAAUUUUUGAGAGAUUUGAUGCCAAUGCGAUAGAUGACGAGAUGAUUGGCAAAGUUAGUAGAAUGGUGAAGACCGUAUCGGCAGACAUAGCCGAAGAACGAAAUCGAUACCCCAUAGGGUUGAUAGACGCUUUUAUUGGUUGUUGGGGACAUAUUCUGCGAAGGAAAGCCAUCAAGGACAAGUCUGGCGACGACGUUCUAAACAGCUUCAAAGCCAAGUUUAUUAACGACAAUCUUGGUCAUUUUGCAUUCACGAAUUCCAAGACCCGCAUAACUUCGGCACGUAUUAUUGCUGAAACACUAUUAUACUAUGAACAACAUGGUCUUAUCUCUCAAGAGCGAACAUGGGAGUUUUACAUUGAGUUUUUCAUACAGUCGAAGACGCUGGCUGUCAAAAGUUGUUGCUUUGAAUCAAUUUGUCAUUUCGUUAGCCUUAACGUUCUUGCUAAUGUGAAGUAUCUCUCUGGAAUUCGUUACUUGGAACUAUUUGAGAAUCUCUCCUUUGGGAUUCUUUCACAUGUAGAUGUCAGGAACUUAACUUUGGACUCCAUCUCACGGUAUCUUCAAUAUUUCGAAAACUUGCACAGGCUCAUUUUUCCGUACAUUGGCGAGGCUUCUGAAAAUGCCAUUCUCUUUUCAAUUUUCGGUGACAAAAGCGAGAAAUUACUCCAGGAUCCCAUAAAUGAGACCUCCUUUACAACGAUAGCGUUCCUUCAGUUUUCGAAGUUACUCAUGGAAGAUAGCUCCUCGUCCUUCGACAUCGACAAUCGGCAAACAUCUAUCAUAAAAGAAAAACUCGUUAAACUUUGUCUUAGCGACAAUUUCCAAAUUAGAGUACAUUCGGUGCGCGUUUUGAAUAUUUUCAUGCAACUAAUUCCCCGUUUCAUGAACAGCACUUUGACGCAGUCGCUUGAUUUUUUGACGGCGGGAUUUUCGUCAAAUUUUGAAUUUCAACAAUCGCAUGGUAGCGCUUUGAUCAUAUCGUCGCUUAUGAACGUUGUUGAUCCUGAUUUUGUCUCGACUGAGCUGGUGAUGAAGAUCAUGGUUUUUGCGCUUACUUUGAAUAAGGCGUCGAGUAGUACAAGCGGGUCUUUGUCUUACUAUAAGGGAUUGAUUUCUUGGAUUCUGUUGUGUGGCUUGAUGACGUAUCGUGAUGAGAACUUCUUAAAGGAUCACACUUCACAAAUGCUAAUAUUCUGGAAAAACAUUUUAACACAUUCCUUUAAUUUCAGCAGCGAAGAUGAGCUUUACAAAAACCUUGAGUUGAGAAGUCAUGCUUUAACUUGUUUGCUGGCAUUUUUGGAUGCUGUAUCAGCUGGUGACGAUUUCUGCAAAGAAGUUUGCUUCCUCCUUUCAAAGUGUUCUGCAUUCAAUCAUUCUAUUUCUCUUAAGUCUAAAGUCAUUGAUUCCGCACUGUUGGGGAAUGAGAAAAGGAUUUUACAGCUAUAUCUGAAGAUACCUCAAUAUGUUCGGGGUGAUUUUAAUACUGCUCUUUUGAUAUUGAUUGUCAAAAACUUUUCAGAUCCCAAUAUUUACACAGCUUUCCCAACAUCUGCUGAAGGCAAAGCUGUUGGCAAAUCCGGCAAUGGCUUAUCUUCAGAGCUCGUGGUCUUCGAUGAACUUUUUAGUGAAAAGUCUUAUUUUUCAUGCGGCAUUACCAGUAAAUGCCACGGUGACCAAUUAGAUGAGAUUCAAGGAAAACCCCAGAUGAUUUAUCCUACUAACGGAAUCUUAGAUUGCUCCGAAACCAAAGGUUUUUGGUACGACCGAUUCGAAGAUGAAAUUUCUAAGCCUAUUACGACUGUGCUGUCCUACGACUAUUUGAUAAUGUUCUAUAGCCGCCGAGGUUAUUCUAAGAUUGAAGCCUUUUGCCCUCGAGUCACGACGUCCAUUAUCGACUGUUCGAUCGAGAUAUUUUCCUUAACUUUUCCCUUCCUGAAUAAGAAGAUUCAACACUCUGUUCUUGAGAGCUUGAAUUCUUGCAUAUUUUCCAAAAAUACUAUCAACCUAAGGACUGCAGCUAUCACAGUGAAUACUUGUCUUGCUAUUCAUGGCGCACUUUUAAUUUUGCAUUCGGAAAAUUUGACUCUCGAAAAUGAGAUUGGAGGGUUGAUGCUUCAAAUAUUGAAAGGCAUGUCUUUUGGUGAAAAUGAAAGACUAAUGAAGCUUAGAGCCGAUGCUAUCGGUCUGAUAGUAACUUCUCGACUUAGUGAUCGCGAAAUUGCUAGUGGAGAAAAAUAUGAAUACAUGCAUGGGAACAUAGACAUUUUGCAAAAAGCCAUUGUUGAUAUUCCUAAUCCUUACGAGCGUGCUUUCAAUGCUCUUUCCAUUGCUUCGAUAUGCAAACAUGGAAAUAUCAAAAGUUUGAGCCAUUCUGCGCUAGAGUUGUUCGAGACGUUAUCUUUAGAUACUCAUCCUGUGGUGCACACUUGGGCUUUGUACGGCAUUGAAAUUUUGUUCGAAAGUCUGACAACACUUGAUCUUGCUGUUGCAGGAAAGCUUCUUUCGCUUUUGGAGACGUUUAUUUUAAGUGAUCAGCGUGGGAUAUUCUCUGCUUCCACAUGGACACAAAACUAUUGCACAACCUUUAACCCACAUUUCGUGAUUGGAAACAUUCUAAAUGGAUUGACUGAAAUUCUAGGCCCAGAUCUAGUCAGUCUUGAUGACAGAUCUCGAGAAAGAUUUAGGAAUCUAAUAUUCUUACUUUUAUCGUCCCGAAACGUUCAGAACCAAAUGGUGAUUUUAAAAAUCUGUAUUAACCUGGCGACUUUUAAAAUGCUUGAUGUCGUCCCUUUUGAGCACUGCGUAUUGUUGGGAAGAACUCUUAUCAAGCAGUCGUUUUCGUGCUUUUGUGGUGCAGAAAAUAUGCCAACUACCUCUCUUUGCGUUGAGACACCUUUAAAAUCGUAUAAUGAGGACGCAAUUAAGAUAAGCUUCACCUUUUUUGAUCAAGUCUUGAAGUUAGGACAGUUUUCCUCCAGCUUGAAAGAUGCUGCGCACACUGUAUGGGCUUAUUACUCAAUGUUUCCCAGGACAAAAGAAGGUCAGGUUUAUCUAGAAAAGUGGCUUUUUGAAACUAUGGUAGAAGAUAGUACUUGGGUCAACAAAGUUUGUGCUCUCUUUUCUGUUCACUUUGAUGAGCUUCUGAGGUACUGCUAUAAGCCACGCAUGAUACAUGUCAUAGGACUAAGUGUAGGCGCUGUCGACGAGCGGCAGGAAAAUGCUACUAGCUUUGACGCAUUUUCUUCAAACGCCCAACACAAGCAAAUGAAUAAGAAUAUUUCGAUUUCGCUUGAUGAGCCAUUAAGAUGGGAAGGACGAGUUUUGCUGAUGGAGUCAAUUCUAAAAUACUUUGAUUAUUGUACAGAACUUGACAACAUGGGACCAAUCUUGAGCAGCAAGUUGCUGAUCUUGAUAAAACUAUCUUUUCAGGCAGCUACAUCGAAUGUGGGAUGUCUCAGGAGACUCGGUAUUGAACUUUUAGAAGUCAUCAUUAAUUUUUAUGCUGAAAACAACGAAGAUGAAGCAGCUUUGGCCAUUCUAAAUGAGGAGAAAGCGCAAGUCGUCAGCUCUCUCAUGUCGUGCGUUGGGGAGAACAGGGUUCCAGCGAAUUUUUGUUGUGCGGUCCGUGUUGCUGCAAAAUAUUUGUCUUCUAACAUCGUUUCUCUUGAUGAAAUGAAAAGAGUCACCUCUUUCUUCGAGAGCUCAUUGGGUGAGUUCAUGCGUGGAAAAGAAAGCAAUCACACUCCCGGUAAAGUGGACGGUCUUACCUCAAGGGCGAAGGUUGAGAUUGAGAAAUCAAUUCUUAGCGCUUGGGCGGAAUUGACUUUAGAUGCUUGCCGUAAUUCGUCAAAUAAAUCUGACCUGCUAAUAUUUGUGGAAAAUCAUUGGAAUAGUUUGGUUCCUCUGUGGAUCAUUUCUUUACGUGAACACUCCAUUAAUUGCAAUAGGGUGAAGACCACUCAAAAUGGUUUUCUGAUUCGUAACGGAGUAAAUUUUGACCAUGAUUCCAAAGAGAACCGAAAAAGGUGGCUUGUUGUUAUAGAUGCAAUCUGUUGUGCAAAUGACAAAAACCCCAAACUGUUGAGUCAAUGCCUUGGAGAACAGGACUUAAGCGCAUUUUCGUUUGUCAUGUUCGCUGAAUGUAUUCAAAACAUUGUUUCGAAUUUCGAAGAUGCUAGUAUGACUCAAUCCUCGCUAUCCACUGUUGGCAGCGUUCUUGGUUUGGAGGUUCCCUUGCACUGCAUUUUUGACUCGGAAAUUCAGGAUGAAUUGGCUCAAAUAUUUGAUCGCAUCGCUUUGACUGGGGCAUUAAAAAGUCAUUUUGCUCUCAUUGAUGUCAUCGAAAAAAUUGUUACCAAGUUUUUUGAGUAUGAAAAGAGUGGUGAGAUAGGCAUAUCUGAGCUUGAUAAAAUAUAUGAACUUUUGCGGAUUGUUUUCAUGAUUUUGGGACAGUUACAACCACAAUUGAAGAAGUCUGUUGACGAUCAUAACAACCUUCUCUCCACAUUAUCGGAAGAGCAUCAAAGGUUGCUUAUUAAGCGUGUUUUCGAUUGUUUUAUUUCUGUCGUCGACAAGUUUCCGGUCGUUUUUAAGAAUGAUCUAUGUGCGUGCCUUUUCUACACUAUCGGUGAAAUUAUGUAUUCUGAUGGUUAUGAGAAGUUGGUACCGCUCACGUUACCUCUUUUGAAGUAUAUUAUCAAUCAAACGAAGAGUUUCGAUGAUGGUAAAGAUAUGGUUAAUAUAUUUUACAAUGCACUCAAGAGUCGAAUCUUUGAGGAGAUGCCACGCCAAUUAAGCAUUACCACAGCGAUCAUCCUCUUGAGCGAAUAUGACCUUUUUGAUUCUGUGGAAAUUGAAGUGAUUGCAAGUAACUUGAUAGAAUCUUUUAAAGUUGAAGAGGAGGAAGAACUAGCUUUCGGGAUAAUGUGUUCUACAAUCAAAAACAUGAGCCGCUCUUACGCUGAAGCAAAAAUUUUGAAAUGUUUUCUUGAAAAGCUCUUCAAAGAUCUCCAAACUUCCGAGGUUUCCUCCUAUGUAAAGCCAGCUGACUUGAUGAGGUUGCUGUUAGAAUUAAAUGGAGAAAUUGAUAAAGAAAGUGUUGAAAAAAGAACUGGUGUGAUAAACUUGUCGGUGCUUGCCUUGGCUGCCUUGUUGGAAGUGAAUCCGGAUCAAAAGCAAGGUUUUUCUGAAGUUCUCAUGGAAUUAAUACAGAUCGAUGGAGAGGAAGUCAAGAGAAGUAUUCAAUUACACCUUGAUGAGCAUGAAAAGGGCUUAGUAAAAGGUUUGAUAAAACUGACCAUUGGAGGAGAUUCGGAUGUCUCUGAAAGAAGAAAUCAGUCUAUGAAACUAAAGACAUUUAAAUAA
Lachancea mirantina is the source of this 5910-nucleotide messenger RNA. Lineage: Eukaryota; Fungi; Ascomycota; Saccharomycetes; Saccharomycetales; Saccharomycetaceae. The record is from the annotation of a GenBank genome assembly.